UGGUAUCCGCUACGGGCAGGCAAUCGGCUAAUCCUAGAGCCUACCAUUAUUCUCCGUCGAUCCUCUCUGCCAAUUCCUCAUUUUGUGUUGCCACGUUACUUGAUUCACUCCUCGCUGCCCUUCAUUCCCGAUUUACCGUCUUACAUUUUCCCCGCCGAUCUGGUUUACUGUCCGUCACAUCCAGAUACUUGGGGUUGACUCUCUUUCUUUCUCUAUCUCUCUCUUAAUUACUCAACUCUUUGCUGUUUAUUCAAUGCUUUUUUUUCUUACCCAGCUGUUAUCUGCAGUGCCAUAAUCCUGUUCACUUUGUUCUUGCCGUUUUCCCCAUCUCCGGCGACCUCCAUUGCAACCCCAGUUUCUCUUUCAACCUUUUCCAAGCUCCUUCUCGCUUCUGCAUACUCAAACCCACCGUUCUCACCUACCCUUUUCCCCACGACUUCUCAUUCCCCCAUUGUUGUCUGUAAUUUGUAGAUUCUCUUCUCUACUUCUCUCUCUCUCCCACAUAAAUUAGCUUUCGUUCUGCUAUUUAUCUUGCAUUUUCCUCUACCAUUCCUUCAAUUGUUGCUGACCCUUUGAGGCUGCUUCCCCCGGGAGAAUCUGGAAUUGGAGGGUCUGGUUUUUUCAGGUCGAUAUUGGACUAUCUAUGCUUAUUGGGUCCCAGUUGGUUAAAAUAGAAGCCCUUUCUCUGCUUCUGUGGGAUCUUAAAGAGGAAGAUCAAGGGGGUUAGGCUAGAUCUGUUGAAAGGUCUAAAUGUCUUGAUUUAUCUGCGGCUGGAACUUAGGGGUCCGAGCCAGUUCGAAGUUUUGGCAUCUUGAGGAUCAACCAUCAGCUAUGUCAUCUGGAACUACUUUGAAUACAGAAUUGUCAAAGAAAACGUCCUUCCUUGGUUUGUCCCUAUGGGUUUUGAUCUGCUUAUGUGUUGGUGCAUUUAUUGUUUUGAUUCUUGGUAUCUUAUCUGUAUGGGUGAUGUUUCAAAGAAAGACAAGGAGAUCCCCAGAAAACUUCUCCACUUCUCAAAUACCAAACGUCUCGAAGGAUAUUAAGGUGGAUAGAAUCGCGACUCAAUCUGCCCACGGCAAUCAUCUUGAGAACCUUUAUCAUUCUAUUCAUGAUAAAUCAAAUGAGAAGAACUCAGAGAAGAUGAUUGGUCAUUUGAGCAUGAGCAAGUUGAGUGAUCCUGAUAACAUAAGCCAAUGCAGCUCCAAUUACUAUCAUGAAAGGGUUUUUAGCUCACAUUCAGGAGAAGAAGGAAGCUCUGGGACUGUUAGAAAGCAGUCUUCCAUGCCGUACGGAGGAUAUGGAGGACUUGUGACUGCCUCUCCUCUCGUUGGCUUACCUGAAAUUUCACAUCUUGGUUGGGGUCAUUGGUUUACCCUCAGGGACCUAGAAUUUGCGACACAUCGUUUCUCUCCAGACAAUGUUCUUGGUGAAGGGGGUUAUGGGGUUGUCUAUAAAGGCAGACUGAUAAAUGGAACUGAGGUUGCAGUAAAGAAGCUUCUCAAUAAUCUGGGACAAGCAGAGAAAGAAUUUAGAGUUGAGGUGGAGGCCAUUGGUCAUGUAAGACACAAGAACCUCGUACGACUCCUCGGCUAUUGCAUUGAAGGAGUUCAUAGGAUGCUGGUCUAUGAAUAUGUGAACAAUGGCAACUUAGAACAAUGGUUACAUGGCGCUAUGCGGCAACAUGGCACCCUUACAUGGGAUGCCCGGAUGAAGGUGCUUCUUGGCACUGCUAAGGCGCUAGCAUAUUUACAUGAGGCAAUUGAACCGAAGGUUGUCCACAGAGACAUAAAAUCUAGCAACAUCUUAAUUGAUGAUGAAUUUAAUGCAAAGGUUUCAGAUUUUGGAUUGGCCAAACUUUUGGAUGCAGGAGAAAGUCACAUCACGACUCGAGUGAUGGGCACAUUUGGGUAUGUGGCGCCGGAAUAUGCCAACACUGGCUUGUUGAAUGAGAAGAGUGACAUUUAUAGCUUUGGCGUUCUCCUUCUGGAAGCAAUUACAGGAAGGGACCCUGUUGAUUAUGGCCGUCCUGCUAAUGAGGUUAACCUUGUUGAGUGGUUAAAAGUGAUGGUAGGCACAAGGAGAGCUGAGGAAGUUAUAGAUCCAAGUCUUGAAACUAAACCUUCUACACGCGCAUUGAAACGUGCCCUUCUGAUUGCGCUUAGGUGUGUGGAUCCUGAGGCAGAUAAGAGACCAAAAAUGACUCAAGUUGUUAGAAUGCUUGAAGCUGAUGACUACCCAUCACGCGAGGAUCGGAGGAGCCAAAAGAGCAGCACGGCGAACACGGAAAUAGAGUCGACGAAAGAGAUCUCGAGUCCAGCUGAGGUUGGAAGUAAAGCAGUGGAUUCAGAGAGCAGAGAGGGGAACGCAUGAGUGGUUUGAAACUAGCUCUUCUCUUAUUUGUCAUUGCUGGUAGCAUGGUUUGAAAGCAGUUGGAUGGGUGAUGGUCCAUUUGUUUCAUAGUACAUAUCACUACUGCACCCUGUUUAGAUCACAUAAAAUUAUAGAGAGAGAGAGAGAGAGAAAUGUUUGUUGUGGCCACUUGCUCUAUCAUUUCCUCUUUCACGCCCUUUUUUUGUGAGAGAACACAACUCUCUUUUUCUUUUCUUUUCUUUUCUUUUCUUUUCUUUUCUUUUCUUUUUUGGCUUUAAUUGUUGGUUCACUCACCAUUGUUAUUAUAAAUUAUUAAUUUUUUUUGGAAGAAAAAAAAAGAAUUUAUUUUGAA
This is a messenger RNA of Cucurbita moschata (crookneck pumpkin), 2722 nucleotides long. RefSeq names its product probable receptor-like protein kinase At2g42960. The record is from RefSeq and is a predicted model, not a curated record. Lineage: Eukaryota; Viridiplantae; Streptophyta; Magnoliopsida; Cucurbitales; Cucurbitaceae. Bases 832 to 2370 code for a protein of 512 amino acids. Gene Ontology annotation, biological process: protein phosphorylation. The transcript is spliced from 8 exons. Gene Ontology annotation, molecular function: protein kinase activity; ATP binding.